Messenger RNA from Lolium perenne, 923 nucleotides. The record is from RefSeq and is a predicted model, not a curated record. NCBI's taxonomy places the organism in Eukaryota, Viridiplantae, Streptophyta, Magnoliopsida, Poales, Poaceae.
AUGCCUAGUCUCGCGCCGUCAAGGCACUCAAACCACUACGGGAAAAUCAGGCGCUGCCGUGCAGCCAUGCUUUGCCGUGAGCUGCUGCACGGCAAAGAUUUCUUUGCCGUGGGUUUCUGGCCAGAUCGAGCACGCGCCCGCACCUGCCUCCUCCCACGCGCCAAGCGCCGCCGCCCACCUCCUGCUCUCCUCUGCCCCUCCGGCCAGCCGCCGUCGCCAGCCCCCACCGCCCACGCCGCCGCCGCUGCUGGCCCCACCCGCCCACGCAGCCGCCGCUGCGGCCCCUCCGCCCACGCAGCCGCCGCUGCUGGCCCCUCCGGCCAGCCGCCGUCGCCAGCCCCCACCACCGGGGACCAGCCUUCCGCCGCCGCCGUGCUUCAAGGAGGUGGGUGGGGGAGGACCAGGGAGGAGGAGGGGGGUGGGGAGGACCAGGAGGAGGAGGGGGACGAGGAGGACCUCUCGGAGGAUGAGGGGUUGGGGAACUUAGUGUUCGAUCCUGAUCCAAGCCUAGAGUGGUGUGAGCCGGAGGAUUACCAGUACGUUCCAGCUUUGGAGAGGCUGAGGCCACGUGAUAGGAAGCCAUAUCGGCGUGGGAUAACACAGCUCCCCUCGCUGAGGAGCUGGCGCUACAGGCACGUUGUUCUUGUGCCCUAUGGAAGGAGCUCGUUCCAGUUUGAAGACCCGACGCAGAGACCGCCACGUGGGUACUCGAACAUCCUUGGGGGCCUACUUAGGUGGUAUUUCCCUGGGAUAGUCAACUUCCCUACUGGUGGCUGCGACGUAGCUUGGAGGUGGGCGCACUACAGCCUCGCGGAAGAUCCUCUUGGCCGCGGCACCGCGGCGGAUAUGGUUGUUGCCAAAUUCUGGGUACGUGACUUUUGACUUCUUACCAUUCAUACACUCUCCUUGGUUCACAAUAAUUG